Salvelinus fontinalis (brook trout) is the source of this 2357-nucleotide messenger RNA. Its product is annotated as ras-related protein rab7. The coding region runs from base 377 to 1000 and encodes 207 amino acids. Gene Ontology annotation, molecular function: GTP binding; GTPase activity. Gene Ontology annotation, cellular component: phagocytic vesicle; late endosome; lysosome. The record is from RefSeq and is a predicted model, not a curated record. Gene Ontology annotation, biological process: endosome to lysosome transport; phagosome-lysosome fusion. NCBI's taxonomy places the organism in Eukaryota, Metazoa, Chordata, Actinopteri, Salmoniformes, Salmonidae. The transcript is spliced from 6 exons.
AUCUGUGAUGACGUCAAAGAUUGCUGACUCAGAGGUUGUUUUGGAGGAAAUGACAAGAGAUUGAAAAGAAAAAGAAAUAGGCCCUCUUCAAGUAAACCUACAGGGAUUCCUCUUGCUUAAUAAUUUAUCUUACUUUGGAAACACAGGUGGCUUACCUACUAGUAUUGAAAGUAUAUAUUGCAUAUAAUUAAACAGACGUGCGUUCUGACAGCAACGUUACCACACCACUAGCUAGCUAACGAACGUUAGGUUGUUGGGUGGGGGUGGAGACAGACAAAAUUGAAGUUGUCUGUUUUUCAUCUACUAAAACGAAAGGCCCAUUUGAACAUUCUUUAAUAUUCCUUCCCUGUGUUUGGGUUGAUCAAGCUGUGGCACAAUGACGUCUAGGAAGAAAGUACUACUCAAAGUCAUCAUCCUGGGAGACUCUGGAGUUGGGAAGACGUCGCUGAUGAACCAGUAUGUGAAUAAGAAGUUCAGUAACCAGUACAAAGCCACAAUAGGAGCUGAUUUCCUAACGAAAGAAGUGAUGGUGGAUGACAGACUUGUCACCAUGCAGAUCUGGGACACUGCAGGGCAGGAGAGGUUCCAGUCUCUAGGUGUAGCGUUCUACCGCGGGGCAGACUGCUGUGUGCUGGUGUUUGACGUGACCGCCCCCAACACCUUUAAGACGCUAGACAGCUGGAGGGACGAGUUCCUUAUACAGGCCAGCCCUCGAGAUCCCGAGAACUUCCCCUUUGUGGUGCUAGGCAACAAGAUUGACUUGGAGAACAGACAGGUGACGACCAAACGAGCACAGGCGUGGUGUCAGAGCAAGAACAACAUCCCCUACUUCGAGACCAGCGCUAAGGAGGCCAUCAACGUUGAACAGGCUUUCCAGACUAUCGCACGCAAUGCUCUUAAACAGGAGACAGAGGUGGAGUUGUACAAUGAGUUUCCUGAACCAAUAAAGCUGGACAGGAACGAACGGGCCAAGCCAUCAGCGGAGGCCUGCAGCUGCUGAGGACCUAAGAGACCUACAGGGGACAACUGUUGGCCCUGCUACUCUGUCUUGCCUUGUCUACCCUUUAUCCCCCAUGCCCCUGUGUGCUCUCCUCUGCCCAAUAUCAUCACUGGCCUUCGUAGAUGCAAGCAGAGUUCCGCUCGUAAAGUAUACUUUACACACACACACACACACUGUACUCAUCCCUGUGUACACAUCACACAUUUACUCUCAAGAUGAGUCUCCAAGCCCAAAGAACACCCAGAUGGAUAUUAGAGCAUUUAACAGCAUACCUGCUUAUUAUUUCCCCUUAACCUUUUUAGAUGCCAUUGUUUCCAUGGCACCAGCCUCAUAACAUUUUAUAAGGGGAGUUAGAUAUAGUUCACUCCCAAAGUUCCAGUGGUGAAGGAUCAGAUUGAGUAAUUUAUAUCAAUGGUGUGUGGGGGUUAUACCAAUGUACUGCCUGAAGAUACAUGUGUUAAUUGGAUUGGAUGUGAACUAGCAAAUCCAACAUACAAGUGUGUUGAAGGCAUUUUUUGCACUUUGUUGUCAUGUAGGCUUAUUCAAACCCUAUUUGACACCUUAUUUUGGAGCCACAAUAAACACUUUAUUUUAUUUUUAUUUUUUUUAGCUCAAGGCAGAAGAGGCAAUAUGGAUUUUAACUCUGCUCCCCAACUUCCAUGAUGUCCUCAACUGCCCUACACAUUGUUUCUCAAUGGGGGAAAAGUCAGGCAGCAAAUUAUUUUGUCAACAUUGAGACCUGACACUGGGUAGAGAAUCAAACCAAGGGAGAUAUAUUUUCAGUAGAAAUAUCUCUUUACUAUUAUUAGGUAUUACCCGUCUUCUUUUUACACUGUCAACUAUUACAAACCUUUGUCAAUUGUUUAUAGGGGAAAAAAGUCUUGUCAGUUACUCGCUCUGCCUAUAGCUCAGGUUGGCAAAUUAUUUAAGUGCUUGAUUUUUUUUUUACCGAUCAGAUAUUUUGUCUGUUCGCAUAUUAUGUUUAGAAUUUGAAUUGCAUCAGAGGACAUAUGGGGGAAAUGUGUUAGCAUUAAUCAAGUUAAUGAAAUGAUUAAUGCACUUAAUCUACAUUGUUUAAAAAUGUCUUUGGGUUUCAGGUAAUAAUAAUGGUUAUUGAAUAAAGAAUCUGUGUGUGUUACUGCAAGUAGAACAGGUAGUUAAAGCACAGUAGGUUACUAUCAUGGCUCUCAUACACACAGCUGUUGAAAGAAAGAGUUUACUAAAAUCUAUAGUAUACAUUGAAAUGUGUCAUUUUGCAUGGGGGCACUCACUUGGUAUUUGUAUUCAGUCCACUACUUGUACCGAAAUAUAAAAAUUGGUCACUUGUGAAAGUUGACAGAACACGGGACCAUCGAAA